Molecule: messenger RNA, 14540 nt
Organism: Schistosoma haematobium
Lineage: Eukaryota; Metazoa; Platyhelminthes; Trematoda; Strigeidida; Schistosomatidae
Exons: 2
Coding region: 10497-12368 (623 amino acids)
Source: RefSeq, a predicted model, not a curated record
CACAAAACUUUUCGCCUCUUCAUCAUUGGGAAAGGAUACUAGGCAAUCAUCCACAUAAAAGUUGUUCAGUACCGAUUCCCUACGCUGUUAUCAUAGUCACUAGAGAACCUUUGAGCCGUCUUCAUCAAUGCAAAGUUUGCACAGAAGGGUGAGGAUAUUGCCCCGAAGGGAUGUGAUGUCAUCUGAUACUCCACCGGUUCCUUCUCGAUAUCACCCUUCGGCCACCAAAGGAAACGUAGCGCUCCACAAUCGGGCUUCGAGACCUUUACUUAUAAUAAUAAUAAUAAUUUAUUCUCAAAUAACAGUUUGUUACAUGAGGCAUGCCAGUUUACAGGCAAGAUCAAAUUGAUACAAAUGAUACAAUAUACACUGUAUUAAAUUACAUAGCUGGGUUGAAAAUUUAUAAGACAUGAAUGUAGAUUGUUUUAAUCAGUACUAUAGUUGGCGCGCUUCACGAGAGUUGCGUUGCGAAUGUGCGACUGACGAUCAAGAAUAGGUCCAUUGAAGGCUUUAAGGAUGGUGCAGGAUGAAGUAACCUGUUCCAUAUCUCAAGGGAGCUGAAAGAGGGAGGAAGUAAAAGAAAACACGAGAGGCAGAGUAGCCAAUAUUCAUGUAGGAAUGUUUAAGGUAUGAUUACUCAGUCUAAUUUUCUUUUAUUAAGGUAUUUGUUAAGAAAGAGCAUUUUAAUAGGUUAAAGAAAAUAAGCUUUAGCAAGGUGUGAGUGGACAUACAACUGACAAAUGGAGGCGAUUCGGAAAAGAGCUGAGAGUAUAAGAUUAUGUGUGAUUAUAAAAUAAAAUAUAGUGCUAGAAACAGUAUUGUGAUAUACAACUGGCUAUCUUCCUUUUAUUAUCGAAGCUAUUAGAGCCCCUUUCGUUUUUUUUAAGGUUUUAUAGGGUCUUGAGUAGGCUUCGUAUAUUAGCGAAUUGUCUAGUUUGCUUGUAAUAGGAUUUCUGAGUAGGAAGUGAAACCAAUUUAACGUUCGUAACACGAUUUAAAGAGGUAUUUUGCGUGAUAAAUCAGCUUCAAUACCUUAAGUCCGUGACAUCCCACUAAACCAUAAGGAGCCGUAAUUAAGCAAAAUGUUCUGCCCUACAGACAUGGGUGGAUUGAAGUUAUCUCCCCACCUUCAUGUUUGCUGGUCAGUAACGCCACCCUCCCUCCUUUUGUGAUGUUAGGCUCUCCUACGUUUGUGGUAAGUAUGAUUAAUGCUUUAAUCAAAGUACAUAGUUGGAAUACACUGUCUCUACUAGGUCCAUGUUACAAGCAAAUCAGAUAUUUAAAAAUUCUGUUUUAUGGGUUAGACGUCCAUAUAGUAUAUCACACUGCUAUGAAAAUAACUAAUGGUUUAAAGAAGUAAGGAUUAAUAGUAAAUCAAAAGAUAUGAGAGGGUAUAAAAUUGUAGAAAAAAAAGAAAAAGACUUUAGGGUAAAAAAAAUAAGACAUUGAGAAACUCACAAGACUUUGUGGCCAAAUUUUGAGCUUUGAAUGAUCGACCUUAGUAGAUCAGCAUCCAUAAGAUUGAGCUGUCUGUCUACUUGCAGUAGAAAAAAAAAGCAUGACUUUUAGGAAGAAUAAUGUACAUUUAACCUGUAGAGAUUUGGGGACUGAAAGCUAGGGUUAGGAGCAUGAAGUCAUGAAUAAUGAAUAGGAAAUAAUAGGAAUAAUAGGAAAGGAUAAGCCAUAUAUCCUGUGAUUUGGUUAUAUUCAUAUUAGUAACAGUCGAACUUGUUAGAAUUUUGUUCUUUCUAGAUACUAGGCGGUCCAUAAUAAAGUGCCUCAUCGGUGGGCGGGAGUUCAAGGUAAUGUUGAAGCUCUUUGGAGUCUAGAAAUAGGGUUAUUAGCUUUUUGAAUCUGGUAAACGUAUCACAGUUACGGAUAGGCAUUGGCAGCCUGUUCCACAAUAAACUGUACCGUACUGUAAAGAACUUACAACGCAUUUGUUUUUGGUGUUUUACGGUAAGUAGUGUAUAUGCGUUGUUUCUAAGUCUAUAGGCUGGGUCGUGGGUGAUAGUCGGGCAGGAGGUUAGAAAGGAGAGCCCAUAUAUCGCUUUGUAGAGAAAUAUUAAAUUGUGUUUUAGCCUACGGUGCCAUAAAGGUUCUAAAGAUAGAUGCUUACAUCUGUCUGUGUAAUCGAGAUUCGAGUUACAUCCUAGUAGUUGACGUGCGAAACGUCUUUGAACAUCUUCUACUCUUAUCUUGUCUGCGAUAUUCAUAUUAGAGAAGACAAAAGAGCAGUAUUCAAGGGUGGGUCGUACACAUAUUUUGUAGAGAGUAAGUUUACCCUCUGUUGUGAAAAAGUUUUUCAUUAUAAAACCAAUUAGCCGUCUAGAUUUAGAAAUAAUAGAGGAGGCAUGUUCUUCAAAGUUUAGGCUUCCUGUGUAAUUAAUUCCUAAAUCGUGUACUGAUUCGAGUGUUUGGACUAUACAUUCAUUUAAGUGAAGUCGCGGUUUAUAGGGAUGCUUUCCAAAGUGCAUGAUCCCGCACUUGUUGAGGUUAAAUGGUAAUUGCCAUUUUUCACUCCAUAUAGUUAAGUUAUUGAGGUCCUUUUGGAUCUGGGAUACACUUUCGCUUAGUGUCUCAGGCUUAUAGCUGUAUACUAUUUUGAGAUCAUCAGCAUAUAAGUACGGUUUCCCAAAUUCUAUGGUGUUACAUAUAUCGUUUAUAUACAUAAGAAACAAAAGUGGCCCUAAUACGCUUCCCUGGAUGACUCCACUGGUGAUUGGUCUAGGGGACGAGAGACAGUCAUUGUACUUUACCAUCUGUUUACGUUCUGUUAAGAACGAAGCAAACCAUGAGUACAGUGGGUUGUGUAUUCCGAAGGACUUUAGUUUGACGAGUAGCCUUUUGUGUGGGACCUUAUCAAAGGCUUUCUUAAAGUCUAGGAAUAGGACUGAUACAAGGAGUCCGCUGUCUCGUUUCAGAGUUAUAUCAUUCAGGUAGUCGACUAGGCAUGUAUCGCAUGAUCUGGACCUAAGAAAUCCAUGCUGGGAGGUCGACAAGAGAUUGUUAGUUAAUAGAUGUUGGACUACAGCCGCCUUAACUACUUUUUCCAUCACUCUGGAUACCACUGAAGUUAUGUUUAUAGGCCGGUAAUUUUCAACGUUUGCUUCAGGUCCUGUUUUAAUUUUGGGAAUGAUAUGUGUAGUUUUCCAGGCAGUAGGGUAACACGCUGAAGAGAGUGAUAUCGCGAAUAGUUUGAGAAGCAAAACACACAUAUCAUCACCUCCACGUUUUAGCAUGCUAGAUGGAAUACCAUCUGGUCCAUCAGUGUAGGAGUGUUUCAAUGUACUGAUUGCUUUGGAGAUAUUUUGUACACUGAAUUCUACAUUAGUAAUUUCACAGGGAGUUACUGGGAUUGGUUCUGAAUCAUUAAAUGGUUUUUCGUUAGUUAGUGAGAAACAAAAAUGUUCACUGAGUAAUUCUGUGAUAAGUUUGGGAUCUUCGUAUACUUGUUUGCCUUUAAUGAAUAUACUCCCUCUCGAUUUAGAGCGUUUAAGUUUAUUUUGGAGUAGUAUGGUGAUUGCAGAGGAGUUAUUAUUAAGUUCAACUGCACGUUUUUUCUGUGCUACUGCUUUUUGUUUACUUAUUGCCUUUGUUCGGACAAGUAUUUCUGUCAUCGUUACUAAAGAGGAAAAGUCAUUUAAGUUGUGGAAUCGAGUACAAUGUCUUUGAACACGUCUUCUUGUACUGACCGGUAUAUAGAGAUCUUUGGAGAACGUAGGUUUACAGUAUUCUAAAGGUGCGAUGUUGUUGAUGAUACUUUUGAUGUUGUGAUAAAAUAUAUUGGUUAAUGUGUCGGUAUUGUUUGAGGUAAAGAAAGUUCUCCAAUCAGUGCUUUUUAGGUAAUUGUGGAAGUUAUUCCAAUCAACCUUGCGAUAGUUUCUACGAAGUGUUACGGUUUUACUUAUAUCGGUUGUGGUUUUUACAUUAAGGCUGCAUAUGACAAUGUUAUGAUCGCUACCUGGGAACUUUUUUCCAAUAUACAAAGUAUUGGGGAUGAGGCCACUGGUAAAGACUAAGUCUAAGAUGUUUUGAUGUCUGGUAGGGCAAUCGACAUACUGAGUCCAUUGUCCAAGCUCUAGACAUUCAAUAAAUGAUUCAUAACGUCUCGGCGCUUUGACUGGCAGCCAAGAAAUUUCGGGCAUAUUGAAGUCACCACAAAUGAGCUUGCCUGUGAAUGAGAGGGAUGAUGCUAGCGUGAAUACCUCCGAUAAUACUGCUAUUUCAUCUAUUGAUGCGUUAGGUUGACGAUAAACACAGCCGAGCAGUAAGGUAACGGAAUUCGACGGCUUUAAUACAAUCCACACCGAAUCCUUCAGUUUGUUUAGUUCAGGCAUAUCACAUAGCAGUGAGUUCAGGCUAGAGUGAGCGUAAAUAAGGCAUCCUCUGCCUCGUCCAUUCAAUCUAUCGCUUCUAUAUAGGGAAUAGUUAUCUAGAGAUAUGCUUCGGUCGGAAAUAUUACUGUUAGUCCAUGCUUCAGAUAUCAUAAUAACUGAUGGUUGAUAUAUGGAUACAAACAGGGCUAAAUCCGUCUUUUUGUUGCAGAUCGAUCGAGCGUUGAUAAGACAUAUAUUAAGCAAGUGGCCUACUAAGUUAAAAUGGGUGAGGGUAUUUCGGAUAAAGUCGUCGUAACCCUCGCGAGUGUAAGAUGAGUUUGAUGUGAGGGAUUGGAUGCUCUUCAUUAGCUCGGUAUUUUGAUAGCUAAACUUAUUGGGAGAUGUAUCAAAUGAGCUGGUGAAGUUGAUUGGGGAGUUUACCCAGGAGGAAAGGGUGGGAGUACUCUGUGAUGGAAAUUGUACGGAGGAAACAAAUUUAUGGUUUGCAUGUGGUUUGAAAUAACCUGGGCUAUAUGCUUCAACAGAGGUGUCACUAGGGGUCUUAUUCCAAAAAAAUCUUGUACAGGCCUACUGUGAAGUGUAUGGUUAUUUACAAAAUAGUCUUGAUGGUUAGACUCGUAGCCCCUGUUAUGGCUUUUUACGUUAGCGCGAGAGGGGUCUGCUACGCGUAACUGGGAGGAGUUGCGACUGUUGUUAUACAUGGGAGCCGUUGUUAUGUGAUGGGUCGGUACUAAAGGGUAUGAGAAGUUUUCUUUUUGAGAGUAAUUACAGUUGCGAUCCUGGGGAAUGUAGGUAGGGUGUGGAGUGAGAAACCUAUUAUUACCAUUCUUAUUUAUGGUUUUAGGCUUCAGAGGGAGAUUUGGGUGGCCAGUUCUCUGGUAGUUUUCGUUAGUCUGCGUGUAAGAAGGCUUGCUACGUUGAAGCCCACCACCCUUUUUGCAACUUGGAGGUGUUGAAGGCAAGUUAUACGAUAGCAGCGGGGAGAACCUGCUCACUGUUCUUGGGAUACCUAUAGAGCAGUUGGGUUCAAUCUUACGUGUUUCCCUAUUCGGUAUCAUGAGUUUUGUCUUCCCACCCUUUAUUUUCAGAGCAGGAUUCUUUCGUUGUCUUUGUGAGAUGAACUUACGUUCAUUCAAGUCUACUUGUGGAAUGUCUUUAGCAGGACAAAUUUUCAAGUGUAUAGGUUUAGUAGCACAUGUGUUGUUACACGACUCACAUUUUAGUACAUUACUGAAUGAACAGCUGGGAUUAGUCAUGUCGUUAUGGUUUUUGGUGUCAGUUGGGGUCCGUAUCUUAUCCAAAGGUUUCUGAUCUGUAGACUCAUCUAGAUCAACAGAGUGAUCAGCCGUAUGUGGAGUGGUGUCAUGCUUAAUGUUCGUGUGUUUUAAACUAUUUGCUGUGUUGCAAACUGUCUCUGGCUGAUUAUUAACUGUAACACUCCCAUUCAAUUUUAUCGCUUCGCGUCUUCUUACACGACGUUGACAGGGCGUAGGGUCUGGAGUGACUUUUAUAUUUUUGUAUGGAAUUAGUGAGCUAAUGUUUUUGCUCAAAUCAAUAAACUGCUUAGCAUCGUUACAACAGCCAAACAUAAACAAGAGGGGGCAAGUUGAUCUGUCUGACUUUUUUCUAAGGCGGAUGACUUUGCAGUUAACGUUCGGCAUACCGCAUGCUCUUAGGCAAAUAUCUCUUAACUUAGAUGGGUGUGUGCGGUCGGGGAGGUUAUACACAACUGCAUUGAAGGAGGACAUUACUCUCUUCGUCACUUCUUCAGCCACAAACUCCAAAAUACACUCAGCUUUAGUGAGUUGCUCAAGAUUUCUGUCUGUAUCAAGGCCCCAUAUAUGAGUGAGGGGUGCUAAUUGCUCAAGUUUGCCGUUAAUUUCGGAUAGAGAGUUUUGUAGCUGUCGGAUGUCAUUACUAUAUCUAUCAGUAUUUUGGUGUGUAUGAGGUGGACCAUUGGACUCUUUAGUUUUUGAAAUUUUAGACUUAGGCCUUGGUAGCACAUACUGUUUAGUAGACUGUGCUGACUUUUCAAUGCACGUAGGUAUAAUGUCUUGUAUGUCAACCAGUCUUACCGUUGGUAUACUGCACGUAAAGAUAGAGGGGCUGCGGAUUUGGACCUUUUAUUUGGCUUAGAAGUUGGUGAAAUUCCUCUUUUACUGGAGUUAUUGGACAUGAUAUGAAAAUAAGUGAGCACAGUGCUCGUUAAAUUAAAUAUAAUAUCUGAGUAUUAGUUGUUAUUAAGUAUUAACCUGGUUAAUACUAGGAUUAGAGACUGUGAGUAUAUAAUAAAUUGCAGACCUAUUUACGACUUAAGUCCGCAAUAGGUACAAUACGAACUGGUAAUUGUCCGUCGAAUGAAAAUAAGUUUUUUCUUAUGUUUCGUGGUGAGAUGUUCCCGAUGUACAGGAUAGGAUGAUAAUCACAGUAUAAUACACCCUACAAAAGAGCAAGUCGAAGAAUUCCUAAACCACGUGAAAAAAAUGUUACCACUUUCAAAGUUCGCGCCAGUUGCAUGAACAUUUCUUCCACAUCCGCGGAAACGUAACAGGAUCCCAACUAAACUUGCUGUAGUAUCUGGACCUUGGUAAAGAAGGUCAUUCAAGGAUUUACCAGCCACCUUAGCAGCACAAUCCAAUACCACUCUCACUCUGCUUGGUUUUCUGGGGUUAAUCACUGCAUGAUGGGGCAAGUACCAUUUUGGACGAUAACCCGGAUCGAGUUGCAUACCUGGAACCACAACCGCGUACCCUUUGUCAAUCGUCUGCUGCAUGGAACAAGUGUAGCUUUCCCAAAAGUCUUUAUUGCAUGUGAGUCUACGUCUUAGACUUUCUAAUCUUCGUCUAGCUAGAUCAUAGCUACCAGAGACUACAUUUCUCUCCACCCUCCAAGGUAAAGGGACAAUCCAAUGACCCUCGUCAAAAUAAGUGUCGCGCUCCACUAUGCCAACUGCUUUCAAGUCAUUUAAAGAUAAUGCUUUAUCGGAGGAGUGCACGUCAGCAAAUUCGUAGUUAUAUAUUUCCUUUAACUGCUCUACAGGGUUGUCAGACUGAGAAAUAUAAUUUACCAUCCUUUUACUGUUUUUGCUAAAGCCUGCCGGUCCAAACAGAACCCAUCCUAGAAGUGUCCUAAUAGCAUAUGGGCUUUUUCUUCCACCCAAUCUUUGAUCUAGGACCCAAUGCGCUUCAGGCACGUCACAACCAAUAAGCAACAUAACUUCACCAUCCACUGAUUCUGUCCAAGGCAAGUCAGUAAGAUGAGGCCAUUUCUUGGCGCUGUCCUUCACAGGUACUCUUGGUCGAUGCACCGGCAACUCAUCUACUACAACAGCCUGUUCAAUACUUAUACAUUCGUCUCCGUUCAAUGAGUAAGCUUUAAAGGCUUUAGUGGUCGAUCUGCUUAACUUAUUUCCGUUGACCGUUUUGAUGGUAAUCGACGCACCAUCUGACGAUAAUCCUAAACGUCGUACAGUGCUUAACUUGAUUACGGUCGUAUCUGAGCCAUUGUCUAGAAACGCAUAUCCAGAAACUUCCUUGUCCCCAGCUCUAAGGCGUACAGGGAUCAGACCCAGAAACACGUCCUCUUUUAAUGACUCUGUGUACCCACAGUGACUUUCUUUUAAGCACUCACUCGAACCACUCUGAACUCGGAUGGUUUUAUGCAACGAUGGGUGAUGCCGAUCCCGACAACCUUCGACAGUACACACAACACGAUCUUUACAAUCCACAGAUCUGUGGCCCCUUCGAAGACAACAAUAACACAAGCCCUUUUCCUUUGCUUUCGCCCACUUAUCGUUGACUGCUAAGGUGGAAAACUGGAAACAUUUAUCCACACUAUGAGUUUCUCCGCAUAUAACACAAGGUGACUUGCUAACGAUUUUACCGAACGACAGACCUUGUGUGGAACAGGCCACCUUGCUUGCAACUCGUUUACUAGCAGUUGCAAUCUGUCCGAAUCUGCUAAGCAAUAUUUCCGCUCUAGAUGAUACAAAUUCUGUUAACUCAGCAAAAGUAGGCUCUCUUCCAUUUGCUGUUACCUUUCCUACUGUCUCAGCCCAUCUCAUCUGUAAAACCGUGGGCAACUUCUUUACUAUAUUUUCAAUUGUCACUACGGAGUUGAGAUCCGCUGAAUAAUCCAUUUGUUCUAAGGUUAUAGAACAGUUUUCCAUCUUUAUCGCUAGUCUAGAUAGACUUUCUGCGUCAUUAUGCGCAAUAUCAGGACCUUCAGUUAAAUCUUUCAUCAAAGCCCGACAUAUUUCGUGUGUUCUACCGAACAACCGUUUCAAUAUAUCGCACGCCCUACGAUAACCCAACGACGGUGGAAGCAUUAUGCAUUCCUCUAUGGCCUCUCGAGCCUUGCCUUUACAAUAAUGUAACAAGUACAUGAGCCGUUGACCAACGUCAUCAACCUUGGAAACCACAUAUAAAUCAAAUUGUCUAAUAAAUUUACAGUAUUUAGCCGGUUGUCCAUCAAAGGUACUUAGCUCUACCUUUGGAAGUUCAAGACCUACACUAAGAGAUUCCAAGGUCACUUCCUUCCUCUUCGUUCCCGAAUAAUCUAGCAAUUUUGACUUUUCUAGAGACUUUGUCCUAAGGUCAUGAGAAGGACUUACAAACCUGUGAGUGUGCUCCUUUCCUCUGUCAUCACAGUUAGAAUCAGAAGACAACUUACUGCACGUGCUUUCGUUCAGCCUUAACGACCCAAACUCUCUCUGAAAGCACAGUAGUUGUUUCCUCUGCCUAUCUUUCAAGUCUCUCAUUUCUGAUAACUGUCUCUCUUUCAACUCUGCUAAGGUAAUUCUAGAGCUAACUUUACUACGUCUACUUACUAAACUAACAUUAGAGCCAUGACACGAAAAUGCAUCUAAUUUGACUUGCCGUGCAUCUGGAGGUGCAUCCGAUUGCAUUUCUCCGUGACCCAACGCCAAGUUUUCGUUGACCUUAUUGCGCUUUCCAGGCAUUCCAGAAUUUGUCACUUGAGAUUACUGUUCGUUUGAGAACUGUAACGACCGAACAGCCAAUAUCCGGUUGGAACAACGGACUGACGAACCCAAAAUUUAUUCGAUUAGACCAGACCAAGUUCCUCUGUAUAGCCCACAACGCGUCUUUGAGAUACUCGUAUUAUAUUAUAUCAAAACACAAACUCUGUGCUCAAUAUAAACGGUUCUAACUAAGAAAACAGAACAAAUUACAUCAAAAAUACAAAAUACCUCAAACGGUACAGCCUGUGCUAUACAGUCAGAAGUUUCUCUAACGCAAAGUAGCGCGCUAAACAAUGAAAGAGACAGUUAAUACUAAAGGGUUUGAUACCUGAGAAUCAAUACAAAUAUUCCCAAUAAGAUGGGAUCAAAUAUCUAUCUGCAGGGAUUGCAGCAAUUCUCCCAAGCAGACAGUCAGAAGGUUAACAGUCACAAAAUGAACCACGCCGUGACCUUGAGCUUAGUCAAACACAACCUUACUGUCAAUGGUCCGGCAACAUGCAAUAGAAAAUUAGGUAACAAAAAAUAAGUCUUUAAUCAAAAUCACAUAAUAAAGGCUUAAACGGGGGAGACUGAAGAACAAAAGACAUGGUUAAACGAGAUCGAAACAAAGGUUGGAAUACACAAAAGGGAGAAGGAACAAAUAAAUGAAAAUACUGUUCAACAAAGAAGCUGCAGAGGGAUUUUUACUGUUCUCUUUCUGUUACAUAGAUAGUCAUGUAGAGCUGGGACAUUCAGCCGUUUAAAAUUCCUACCAGACAUCAAAACAUCUUAGACUUAGUCUUUACCAGUGGCCUCAUCCCCAAUACUUUGUAUAUUGGAAAAAAGUUCCCAGGUAGCGAUCAUAACAUUGUCAUAUGCAGCCUUAAUGUAAAAACCACAACCGAUAUAAGUAAAACCGUAACACUUCGUAGAAACUAUCGCAAGGUUGAUUGGAAUAACUUCCACAAUUACCUAAAAGCACUGAUUGGAGAACUUUCUUUACCUCAAACAAUACCGACACAUUAACCAAUAUAUUUUAUCACAACAUCAAAAGUAUCAUCAACAACAUCGCACCUUUAGAAUACUGUAAACCUACGUUCUCCAAAGAUCUCUAUAUACCGGUCAGUACAAGAAGACGUGUUCAAAGACAUUGUACUCGAUUCCACAACUUAAAUGACUUUUCCUCUUUAGUAACGAUGACAGAAAUACUUGUCCGAACAAAGGCAAUAAGUAAACAAAAAGCAGUAGCACAGAAAAAACGUGCAGUUGAACUUAAUAAUAACUCCUCUGCAAUCACCAUACUACUCCAAAAUAAACUUAAACGCUCUAAAUCGAGAGGGAGUAUAUUCAUUAAAGGCAAACAAGUAUACGAAGAUCCCAAACUUAUCACAGAAUUACUCAGUGAACAUUUUUGUUUCUCACUAACUAACGAAAAACCAUUUAAUGAUUCAGAACCAAUCCCAGUAACUCCCUGUGAAAUUACUAAUGUAGAAUUCAGUGUACAAAAUAUCUCCAAAGCAAUCAGUACAUUGAAACACUCCUACACUGAUGGACCAGAUGGUAUUCCAUCUAGCAUGCUAAAACGUGGAGGUGAUGAUAUGUGUGUUUUGCUUCUCAAACUAUUCGCGAUAUCACUCUCUUCAGCGUGUUACCCUACUGCCUGGAAAACUACACAUAUCAUUCCCAAAAUUAAAACAGGACCUGAAGCAAACGUUGAAAAUUACCGGCCUAUAAACAUAACUUCAGUGGUAUCCAGAGUGAUGGAAAAAGUAGUUAAGGCGGCUGUAGUCCAACAUCUAUUAACUAACAAUCUCUUGUCGACCUCCCAGCAUGGAUUUCUUAGGUCCAGAUCAUGCGAUACAUGCCUAGUAGACUACCUGAAUGAUAUAACUCUGAAACGAGACAGCGGACUCCUUGUAUCAGUCCUAUUCCUAGACUUUAAGAAAGCCUUUGAUAAGGUCCCACACAAAAGGCUACUCGUCAAACUAAAGUCCUUCGGAAUACACAACCCACUGUACUCAUGGUUUGCUUCGUUCUUAACAGAACGUAAACAGAUGGUAAAGUACAAUGACUGUCUCUCGUCCCCUAGACCAAUCACCAGUGGAGUCAUCCAGGGAAGCGUAUUAGGGCCACUUUUGUUUCUUAUGUAUAUAAACGAUAUAUGUAACACCAUAGAAUUUGGGAAACCGUACUUAUAUGCUGAUGAUCUCAAAAUAGUAUACAGCUAUAAGCCUGAGACACUAAGCGAAAGUGUAUCCCAGAUCCAAAAGGACCUCAAUAACUUAACUAUAUGGAGUGAAAAAUGGCAAUUACCAUUUAACCUCAACAAGUGCGGGAUCAUGCACUUUGGAAAGCAUCCCUAUAAACCGCGACUUCACUUAAAUGAAUGUAUAGUCCAAACACUCGAAUCAGUACACGAUUUAGGAAUUAAUUACACAGGAAGCCUAAACUUUGAAGAACAUGCCUCCUCUAUUAUUUCUAAAUCUAGACGGCUAAUUGGUUUUAUAAUGAAAAACUUUUUCACAACAGAGGGUAAACUUACUCUCUACAAAAUAUGUGUACGACCCACCCUUGAAUACUGCUCUUUUGUCUUCUCUAAUAUGAAUAUCGCAGACAAGAUAAGAGUAGAAGAUGUUCAAAGACGUUUCACACGUCAACUACUAGGAUGUAACUCGAAUCUCGAUUACACAGACAGAUGUAAGCAUCUAUCUUUAGAACCUUUAUGGCACCGUAGGCUAAAACACAAUUUAAUAUUUCUCUACAAAGCGAUAUAUGGGCUCUCCUUUCUAACCUCCUGCCCGACUAUCACCCACGACCCAGCCUAUAGACUUAGAAACAACGCAUAUACACUACUUACCGUAAAACACCAAAAACAAAUGCGUUGUAAGUUCUUUACAGUACGGUACAGUUUAUUGUGGAACAGGCUGCCAAUGCCUAUCCGUAACUGUGAUACGUUUACCAGAUUCAAAAAGCUAAUAACCCUAUUUCUAGACUCCAAAGAGCUUCAACAUUACCUUGAACUCCCGCCCACCGAUGAGGCACUUUAUUAUGGACCGCCUAGUAUCUAGAAAGAACAAAAUUCUAACAAGUUCGACUGUUACUAAUAUGAAUAUAACCAAAUCACAGGAUAUAUGGCUUAUCCUUUCCUAUUACUCCUAUUAUUUCCUAUUCAUUAUUCAUGACUUCAUGCUCCUAACCCUAGCUUUCAGUCCCCAAAUCUCUACAGGUUAAAUGUACAUUAUUCUUCCUAAAAGUCAUGCUUUUUUUUUUCUACUGCAAGUAGACAGACAGCUCAAUCUUAUGGAUGCUGAUCUACUAAGGUCGAUCAUUCAAAGCUCAAAAUUUGGCCACAAAGUCUUGUGAGUUUCUCAAUGUCUUAUUUUUUUACCCUAAAGUCUUUUUCUUUUUUUCUACAAUUUUAUACCCUCUCAUAUCUUUUGAUUUACUAUUAAUCCUUACUUCUUUAAACCAUUAGUUAUUUUCAUAGCAGUGUGAUAUACUAUAUGGACGUCUAACCCAUAAAACAGAAUUUUUAAAUAUCUGAUUUGCUUGUAACAUGGACCUAGUAGAGACAGUGUAUUCCAACUAUGUACUUUGAUUAAAGCAUUAAUCAUACUUACCACAAACGUAGGAGAGCCUAACAUCACAAAAGGAGGGAGGGUGGCGUUACUGACCAGCAAACAUGAAGGUGGGGAGAUAACUUCAAUCCACCCAUGUCUGUAGGGCAGAACAUUUUGUUUAAUUACGGCUCCUUAUGGUUUAGUGGGAUGUCACGGACUUAAGGUAUUGAAGCUGAUUUAUCACGCAAAAUACCUCUUUAAAUCGUGUUACGAACGUUAAAUUGGUUUCACUUCCUACUCAGAAAUCCUAUUACAAGCAAACUAGACAAUUCGCUAAUAUACGAAGCCUACUCAAGACCCUAUAAAACCUUAAAAAAAAACGAAAGGGGCUCUAAUAGCUUCGAUAAUAAAAGGAAGAUAGCCAGUUGUAUAUCACAAUACUGUUUCUAGCACUAUAUUUUAUUUUAUAAUCACACAUAAUCUUAUACUCUCAGCUCUUUUCCGAAUCGCCUCCAUUUGUCAGUUGUAUGUCCACUCACACCUUGCUAAAGCUUAUUUUCUUUAACCUAUUAAAAUGCUCUUUCUUAACAAAUACCUUAAUAAAAGAAAAUUAGACUGAGUAAUCAUACCUUAAACAUUCCUACAUGAAUAUUGGCUACUCUGCCUCUCGUGUUUUCUUUUACUUCCUCCCUCUUUCAGCUCCCUUGAGAUAUGGAACAGGUUACUUCAUCCUGCACCAUCCUUAAAGCCUUGGAUAUCCCAAAGGGACAUAAGGUUGCGAUUUCUAGAAGCUCAUACCUUCAAUGGACCUAUUCUUGAUCGUCAGUCGCACAUUCGCAACGCAACUCUCGUGAAGCGCGCCAACUAUAGUACUGAUUAAAACAAUCUACAUUCAUGUCUUAUAAAUUUUCAACCCAGCUAUGUAAUUUAAUACAGUGUAUAUUGUAUCAUUUGUAUCAAUUUGAUCUUGCCUGUAAACUGGCAUGCCUCAUGUAACAAACUGUUAUUUGAGAAUAAAUUAUUAUUAUUAUUAUAAGUAAAGGUCUCGAAGCCCGAUUGUGGAGCGCUACGUUUCCUUUGGUGGCCGAAGGGUGAUAUCGAGAAGGAACCGGUGGAGUAUCAGAUGACAUCACAUCCCUUCGGGGCAAUAUCCUCACCCUUCUGUGCAAACUUUGCAUUGAUGAAGACGGCUCAAAGGUUCUCUAGUGACUAUGAUAACAGCGUAGGGGAAUCGGUACUGAACAACUUUUAUGUGGAUGAUUGCCUAGUAUCCUUUCCCAAUGAUGAAGAGGCGAAAAGUUUUGUGGUACAACUAAAUGAAUUGAUGGCUCGAGGAGGUUUCAAGUUGAAAAAUGGGUGACUAACUCGGAAAUUGUAAGGAAAGUUUUUCCGCAAUCUAAUAGUAUGGAAGCUAUUGUUGAUAUGUCUCUGAAUCAAGGGCGGACACAUCGAGCCCUCGGGAUUGAAUGGGACACCACACACGAUGUUUUUAAUUUUCGUUUUGAUCCAGGAGAAAAACUCCGACUAGGAGAGGAAUAAUAUCCACCAUUUCAUCUCUUUUCGAUCCACUGGGACUGAUAGCUCCAAUAUACCUUCCUGCCAAACAACUCUUACAGAAUCUUUGUAAAACGCGUAUCGGUUGGGACCAGCCUCCGAGUGAUAGUGUUAUGUCCUCGUGGA